Chenopodium quinoa (quinoa) is the source of this 2394-nucleotide messenger RNA. RefSeq names its product NAC domain-containing protein 14-like. The record is from RefSeq and is a predicted model, not a curated record. Gene Ontology annotation, biological process: regulation of DNA-templated transcription. NCBI's taxonomy places the organism in Eukaryota, Viridiplantae, Streptophyta, Magnoliopsida, Caryophyllales, Amaranthaceae. The transcript has 5 exons. Gene Ontology annotation, molecular function: DNA binding. The coding region runs from base 276 to 2171 and encodes 631 amino acids.
ACUUUCUCUCUCUCUUCCUUUCCCUUUAUUCACCUGUGUAAGCAAACUCCUCAAUUCUCUCUCCUCACUUCUCUACUCCCCUUCUCCUUUCAUUGAUUGAUUCCCAGAAUUUUCUUGCUACUGUAUCAGUAAUUUUUUUUUUAAAAAAAAACAGCAAAAAUACCCCAAAAAAAAAAAAUCAGUUUUUUUUUUUUUUUACUUCUUCAAUGCUUAAUUUCUAUGGUUUGUUUUUAAGCUGAUAAAGUUUGAGUAUUUAGGUUCGAAGAAGAAGAAAGAUGGGAGCUUUGGCUAUGCCUUUUGAAACGUUGCCGCUCGGGUUUAGAUUUAAACCGACGGAUGUUGAGUUGAUUGAUCAUUAUCUUAGGUUGAAGAUUAAUGGCAAAGAAAAUGCUGUCGCUUGCAUCAAAGAAGUUGAUAUUUGCAGGGUUGAGCCUUGGGAUCUGCCUGAUUUGUCAGCUAUUAAAACGAAUGAUCAUGAAUGGUUCUUCUUUUGUCCUCGUGACCGGAAGUACCCGAAUGGUCAAAGAUCGAAUCGAGCUACCGAAGCUGGCUACUGGAAGGCAACUGGUAAGGACAGGAGCAUCAAGCAGGGUAAAAAGGGUUUAAUUGGUAUGAAGAAGACCCUUGUGUUCUAUACAGGGCGAGCUCCCAAAGGGCAGCGUACCAGUUGGGUUAUCCAUGAGUAUCGCACUACCCUGCAGGAGCUCGAUGGCACAAAUCCCGGACAGGGGGCUUUUGUUCUCUGCCGCUUAUUUAAGAAAGCUGAUGAUUUGAAGCCAGAUGAUAAUGAUGAUGGUUCCCAUACUGAUGAAGUUGAAACAAACAUUUGCUCACCUAAUCCAACUAAUAUCACACAGGAAGACAUUCGGUCUGGUCCAGCAGUUUUUGCAGCUUCUCCCUUGUCUGUUGAGCAAAGUGUAGAGCAACAAUUGAUAUCUGAGACUUGUGUGGUCAAAACUUGUGAUAGUAUAACAUCUGAGACGGUGUUUCCUAAUCAUGCUCGGGUGAAUGAAGAAAUAGUGCAUGAGGUGGAUUCCCAUAUCAAUGAACCAUUUAGAUUCAAUGAUUCCCCGGAUUCAUACUAUACAUGGCAGUCGAUGCAGAUGAACCAGGAACCAGUUGGCAUGGAAGACAUUUUCCCUGCAGAUUUUGGUGAUGGUCAUAAUGGAUUGCACCUACAGGACAUCAAUGGAACAGUAGAAGCUUCUGGCUACAUGGGUUCUUUUAUGAAUCAAGAUGUACUCUUCUACAAGGAACCCCAUGGGGAUCCAUUUGCUGAAAGUGACAUGUGGAAGAAUUCAUCUGGCAAGGAGAGUGGAUCAUGUAGCGGGUCUGAUGUUGAAGUAGCCCAGCUGAAGCAUGAUGUAGGAUUUAUUGGAUGCAUUACUGGUGACAAGAAUUAUAAUGAACCAGAGGGCUACAAGGAACUUAUACAGAAUUACCCGUUAGCUGAUGAUGAUAGUAUCUUUGAUGAUGAUGUUCUGUAUCGGUUCCUUGGCGAUACUAGCACCGUACAACCAAAUAAUUGUCCCCCAACACUUGUUAGCGGCGGCUGUAUGAAGACUGAAGAUAAUCAAAUUGGUGGAAGUAAUGCAAUCACGAUAAGGUCUCGUGCCUGUAAUAGACAAUUUCCGUCUUCUAAUAAUUUUGCAGGGCAAGGAACUGCAAAAAGAAGAUUACGCUUACAAACUUUCAAGGGUGAAGAUUCAGACUCAACUGUCACCGAGGGAAUAGCUCCUCAUGAGGAUAUUAUCUGCUUAGCAGAUCUUGCCGAAAAUUCUGUUGCAGCAGAUGGAAAUGAAUCAUGCUUGGAUGAUGUCAAAGUUGUUGAAACCGGAAUCAAGAUAAGAACCCAUCUUCAGAGAUCUCAGCCGAGUGCAGCUAAUUCUGUGGAGCAGGGAACUGCUAAGAGGAGAAUCCGCCUGCAGAAGCGAUAUACUUCCAUCGCUGAGGCAGACGCGUUUAAACCAUCCGUUACUGAGUUUAGGAGUUUGUCAGAGGAAGUUUGUGAGAAGCAAUGUGCUGACAACUCUGAAGGCAGAUCUAAAAAUCAUAGUUUAUUUAAGAGGUCAGCACCUGUGCUUAUGAUUAAGGUAGUUAUUGUUGUUUUCUUGUUCAUGGCUUGCUUUGGCCUAUGGAUAGCUCGAAGUGUGUUUAUACUCUCGAGCUGAGUUUUGUAUAUGAGUGACCCUCAUUUUUAACUGCUUAUUUAGGGUAAGAGGGGUGAGAGGGGCCCUAGUACAGGUUCUAGACUGGGUUGUGUUUAGGCUAUCCCUUUGAUUUUAGAGUAUCAGAGUUAGCUUGCUGAUCUAUAUGUAUAAUCAUAUGACAAAGCUCUUAAAAGGUUUUUUGUUUUGUAUAUUUCUAGUUUCAUCAUAUUCUUCUUGGAUGUUA